Physeter macrocephalus (sperm whale) is the source of this 5888-nucleotide messenger RNA. RefSeq names its product polycystic kidney disease protein 1-like 2. The record is from RefSeq and is a predicted model, not a curated record. Gene Ontology annotation, biological process: detection of mechanical stimulus. Lineage: Eukaryota; Metazoa; Chordata; Mammalia; Artiodactyla; Physeteridae. Gene Ontology annotation, cellular component: membrane. Gene Ontology annotation, molecular function: calcium channel activity; protein binding.
AGUCUCUGAGCUCAGUUUGCUCGUCUGUGAUAUGGGGAUUCUGAUAGGGUUGUGGUCAGCACUGGCUAAGCUAAUGGCAAUGGGAUGAGGCACGUGUGCUGUAAAAUCACAGGAGUCACUGAUCAUUAUUAGCACUAGAAAGAAUCGCGGAAAUUGACUGCUCUUAUCCCCUCACUUCAUAGGUGAGGAAACUGAGGCUCCGAGAGGUUAAGCGACUGGCGCAGAGCAGUCCUUCACAAGUGGCAGCGGCAGGACUGGAGCCUAGGGCCCUCGCUCAGCCUCGUGCGCUCUCCGUGUCGUUCUCCUGUGCAGUGAAUGAAACGGGAAUCCAGGCAGGAACGAAUCGCUUCAUGUUCGUGGCCUGGUUUUGCUUGGGGCAGAAGUUGUUUUUAUCCCAUCUUUCACUUGACAAAGCCAUUUCCCACCUUCUCAAAGGACUUGAGAAGAACUGGACAAAAGACCAGGCGGGCGGCCACCACGUCUGAGAGAGCAGCCCUGCUCCGUUCUCUGUCUCCCUUUCAGCUGUGAGGAGAACUGCAGGCCAGUGAAUGCCAGCAGGGACGUUAUGCUCAAGGUCACCGUGGGGGACAAGUCUGCAGCAGCCGUGUUCAGCCGGUAUUUAGUUGACACCCCGCUGGAGAAGGCCGAGCCCCUCCCGGCGGCCUGCAGACUCCCAGGAUUCUGGCCUCGUUCUUCAAUCCUCCUUCAGAGCGACACCCCCACCCUGCUGCUGAACAGUUCCUUCCUGAGGACCCGUAGCCAGGCCACCGGAAUCAGAGUCAGAGCGGUGACCAGGCGUGCCUACGGGGAGGGCACCUACCUGAUCAGCUCCCUGCCUCUCCCGGAGGUGCCCACCCGCACCACUGCCCCGAUGGAGGGCACUGUUCUGACGAGCUUCGCCAUCUUCUGCAACGCUUCCGCCACCCUGGGGCCCCUGGAAUACUGCUUCUGCCUGGAGUCAGGUUCCUGUCUACACUGUGGCCCUGAACCUGCCCUCCCAUCAGUUUACCUGCUACUUGGAACAGAAAACAAUGACUUCAUGCUGACCGUGGUCAUUUCUGUCUGCAAUCACGUGGGUGACAGACAGCAGACCCAGGCAGCAGUUAAGGUGGGACGUGGAGGCACCCGUGUGGAGGAUGAGGCAUUUCAGGCCGCAGUGUGGGACAAUGUCACCGCCACUCUGCAGGGCGGGCACGGCCCUGAGCAGCUCUUCCAGCUGGCCAAGUCUGUGUCAUCCGUGCUGGACCAGCAGUGCCAGGGGCCGGGCUCCGGGCAGCUGCUGAGGGUGGACGCCAGAUAGAAGGUGUCAGAGAGCGUAUCUUCUGUGCCUGCGGGGUCACUGCCUGCGGUCAGCGCCACCUUGGGGGACGUGCGGAAGGCGCAGCAGCUGGCCGAGGCACUGAGAGAGGUGGCCCACCACGGUGAGGAGCUCACGCCCUUGGCCCAGCGGGAGGCCAGCAGGGCUCUGCAGCAUGCCAGUGAGGCCCUGUUGGCAGUGAGUGCCGAGGCCCAUCCUGAGGACCAGAGGCACCAGGCAGCCACCAGGGACCUGUUCCAGGCUGUGGGCAGCGUGCUGUAAGCUUCCCUGAGGGACAGACCAGAAGAGCCUGCAGGGUCCAAUGGCAGCCAGGUAGCCACAGUGCCCCAGCUGCUGGGAGCUGUGGGGCACAUGCAGGCCGCCGUCCUGCCGGGGGGACUGCCCGGGGGCCUUCCAGCCCCGCUGGCGGCCCCCUCAACCUCCGUGUACACGGACAGAAUACAGCCCCGGAGUUAGCGAGGCUCCCCUGUGCAUGUUGCUGCUGCCAGCUCUGCAACCUUCACCCUGCCCGCUGCGCCCUCCCUUGGCUCCAUGGAGGACGGUAGGGUGCCUGUGGACAUUAAGGUGAUGAGUUUCCCAAAGAACCCAUUCCCAGCCCGAAGUCACUUCGAUGUCGGCAGAACUGUUGGUGGCCUCUCUCUGACCAGCCCUAGUGGACAGCUCAUCCCUGUGAAGAAUCUGUCGGAGAAUAUCGAGAUCCUGCUGCCUCAGCUCUCAGAAGGACACGGCGAGCCGACCGUGUUGGACCUGACCAGACCUGGAGCUCUGUGGGUGAACCUGACUUCAGGGGGUGGGGCUUUGGGGAUCCAGCUGCACUGGAGACCUGACAUCCCACUCGUGCUCAGCCUGGGCUACGGCAGCCACCCCAAAGAGACCGGCUACGACGCCCAAGCUCACCUCCUGCCGACGGCUGCUCCAGAUGGGCUGUCCACAGGGAUCCUGAGCCCAGAGGACCUGCAUUUUGGAGAAGGCAUCUACUAUCUGACUGCGAUCCCCGAGUCUGACCUGGAGCCGGCCCCCGGCAGGGACUUCACAAUUGGCAUCACCACCUUCCUGUCCCAUUGUGUGUUCUGGGAUGAGGUCCAGGGGACUUGGGACAACUCCGGGUGCCAGGUCGGGCCACGGAGCACCCCCUCCCAGAUACACCGCCUCUGCAACCACCUCACCUUCUUUGGAAGCACAUUCCUGGUCACGCCCAAUGCCGUGGACGUCCGCCAGACCGCUGAGCUCUUUGCCACCUUCGAGGACAGCCCUGUGGUAGUGACCACCAUGGGCUGCCUCUGUAUGGCCUACGUGCUGGUGAUCUGGGCAAGGAGGAAGGAUGCUCAGGAUCAGGCCAAGGUGAAGGUCACAGUGCUGGAGGACAAUGACCCCUUUGCCCAGUACCACUACCUGGUGACAGUUUAUACCGGACACUGGAGGGGGCCAGCCACUUCCUCAAAGGUGACUGUCACCCUAUAUGGCCAGGAUGGAGAGAGUGAGCCCCAGCACCUGUCAGACCCCGACAUCCGGUUUGAGUGAGGAGGAGUGGAUGUCUUCUUACUCUCCACGCUGUCUCCCCUGGGAGAGCUGAGGGGCCUGCGGCUAUGGCAUGACACCUCAGGGGACCAGCCAGCCUGGUACAUAAGCCGGGUGCUGGUGCAUGACCUGGCAAUGGACCGGAAGUGGUACUUCCUCUGCAACUCGUGGCUGUCCAUCAAUGUCGGACACUGUGUCCUUGACAAGGUAUUUCCAGUGGCCACAGAGCAGGACAGGAAACAAUUCAGCCACCUGUUUUUCAUGAAGACCUCCACAGGCUCCCAGGAUGGCCACGUCUGGUACUCCAUCUUCAGCAGCUCGGCUUGGAGCACCUUCACCCAUGCCCAUCAGGUGUCCUGCUGCCCCUCACUGCUCCUCUGCACCAUACUGACCGCCAUCCUGUUCUGCGGUGUCCCCAAGGACCCAGCUGAGCAAAACAUGGACUUGGGUAAAAUUGAAUUCACUCGGCAGGAAGUGAUGAUUGGGCUGGAGAGCUCGCUCCUCAUGUUUCCCAUCAACCUCCUGAUCGUUCAGAUUUUUUGGAACACCCGUCCUUGGGAAACCAAGGAGCAGAACGCUGGGAAAUGGGAUGGGGAGCCCCUCAGCCUGGCCCCCUCACCACAGCCUGUGGAGGAUGGUCUUCUGACACCUGAAGCAGUGACCAAGGAUUUGUGGAGACUCGUCAGCUCCUUGUUCAAAGCUCUGAAGGUGUCACCCCCUUGCUCGGGCUGGGACUUCGUGAACUCAAUGGACAUCAACCAACUGCUGGCCUUGGUGGAAGACGUCGUCUGUCAGCAGAACAAAGCAGGGCAGGUGUUCUGGACGGAAGCCAGCCAGACAGGGGGCCCUUUAACACUCACUCUUGGGUCUGUACAAGUGAAAGAAAAAAUGCAGUACCCCAGGCCCGAGGUGGGCCCAAGAGACGCUGGGAAGGACAGUGCCUACAGGCAGUGUCUCUACCUUCAGCUGGAGCAUCUAGAGCAAGAGCUGCUGUUGCUGGAGCCCCAGGGCUUUUCCCAGGGCCAGAGCCACACCCAGGCACUGGGGCAGCUGCAGACCCUGAAGGGCUGCCUGGGGGGACAGCCUGGAACCCCGCCCCCAGCACACUCCAGCUCCCUGCAGGCGAGCAAGCCCCCUCGAGGCCUCCCCUGGUGGUGUGUCCUGGUGGGCUGGCUCCUAGUGGCAGCCACCAGCGGAGUGGCAGCCUUCUUCACCAUGCUCUUGGGCCUGCACUACGGGCGGGCCAGCCCCCUCAAGUGGCUCAUCUCCAUGGCCGUCUCCUUCGUGGAGAGUGUGUUUGUCACCCGGCCCCUGAAGGUGCUGGGGUUCGUUGCUUUCUUCGCGCUGGUGUUGAAGAGGGUGGAGGACGAGGAGGAGCCUGUGGCCCCCCUCCUGGGACGUCUCUCUGGCCCAGACCCCUCUGCCUUGUUCCGAGCACGAAGAAACAGCAGAAGGGACAUCUACCAGAAGCCUCUGGCCUCUGACGUUGAGAAGAUGAAAACCACCCACCUCAAGGAACAGAAAGCAUUUGCCUGUAUCAGAGAAAUCUUGGAGCACCUGGGCUUCCUGUGGAUGCCGCUGCUGGUGGCCUACGGGCAGGGGGACCCCAGCGCCUACCACGUCAACAGACACCUUGGGCACAGCUUCACCCGAGGCUUUUCAGCCGUGCUGAGCUUUCAGGACUUCUUCACGUGGGCCAACACCACCCUCGUAAGCAACCUGGACAGUCAACACCCAGGCUUUAUCACUGAUGGGAACUCCAAGCUGGUGGGCAGUGCCCAGAUUCUCCAAGUGAGGGUCCAGGAAAGCUCUUGCGCUCUUGCCCUGUAGCUGCAGGCUUCUCUUGAUGGAUGCCAUGCGCCAUAUUCCCUGGAUGUUGAAGACCUGUCAGACUGUGGGGAAGGCUGGAAUGCCUCCGUCCUCAAUAACAGCAAUGACUUUUGCCAGGCUUGGCAGUACCAGAGCCAGAGCCAGAGCCAGCGCCGAGGGUAUCCCAUAUGGGGCAAACUCACUGUGUACCAGGGAGGAGGUUAUGUGGUCCCCUUGGGGACUGAUCGCCAAAGUGCAUCAAGGUAAGGCUCACUGGAUUCACAUGCAGCAGAGGAAAGACAUUUGCUCAAGUCCAGGUCUGAUUGGAGGGUGCAGCUUUCAAAACAGGGCCGAGCCAAGCUCAUUGUAUCAUUGUGGGGAGGGGCUGGGGGAUUCAGAGGCAUUCAGGUCAUAUUUUUCAGGCCCCUGGAAACUGUGCAAUCUCAGAGUUCGAAGGGAAAUCCUGCUUCCAGCAUUCUCAGCCUGGUGCACCAAGCCUGGUGGCCUCUGCUAGAGCCAAUACACGGAUGGGGAACUUAGUACGACACAAAGCGUCCACCACCAGGCAAGUAGGAAGUGGUGAAGGCUCUUAACCUUAACCAAGAAUUAUGCAGGGUCUGAGGUCUUACCCUACUCACGAGCUAACACACUAACCUGUUUCAUGGAUGCUGGCAGAAGACACAAGACUCCUAGGUCAGAGACAAAGGAUUUCAUUACUCACAGCAAAAGCAGUAGCAGAGCUUCAUGGUGGUUGAAGUCAGGUCCCCAGGAAGGGCCAGGACAAAUGCUUUUGCCCAUGCAGUGAGUUACAGUACCAAGGAGGAACACUGAGCUUAGAGCUUUCACUGUUUCUACAGUGGCAGAAGCAAGCCUGCUCUUUGUCUGAAGGAGGAUGUCACCUCAUCCCUUGACGUUGCUCACUGCAAACUCAGCCCUGAGACGACGCCUGGGUAAAGCCCAGCCACAGCCUUGCAUUCCUGGAAUACUCAGCAUGAAUGUGCAGGGACACUCAGGGCCCACACACACUACGUCUCCCAGCACACUCUAGAGUCAGAGAGCCCUAGGUUUGAAACCCUGGCGCUGCCCCUGUUAGCUGUGUAGUCCCAGGUGAGUUAGUGAACCCAUGUGAACCUCCAUCUCCUCCAUGGCACUAUUACAGCACCAAGGAACACAGGUAACAAGUCCCAAAGGAAGACACCUGGCAGGGGUCCCCUGGGAUGAAGGACAGGCCAGGAAUAGCUUA